Molecule: messenger RNA, 1200 nt
Organism: Fomitopsis serialis
Lineage: Eukaryota; Fungi; Basidiomycota; Agaricomycetes; Polyporales; Fomitopsidaceae
Exons: 7
Coding region: 1-1200 (399 amino acids)
Source: RefSeq, a predicted model, not a curated record
AUGGCUAUUUUCGUCGAGUUUCAACAAUCAAAGACCGACAAUGGCUGCGUGCAGUGCUCCGUGUUCUCCAAUCGCGAUCGCAUGCUGAAGAGGCGGUGCGUACUACCACAUACUCCUCCCAAGAUGGUCGCUUGGUCGGCUCGCCUGGUGGAGAACCCGGGCGACUUCUACGUGCGCGGGCGACACACCGUGGGCGACCUGAUGGCCGCGCUGCACGUUGGCGACUUGGCGGAGUACUUGGACACGCUCGAGUCCGUUCAGAUCGCAGUGGCGAACGUCAUGACCGACGUCCACUGCGGUCGUUGCUCGUUCGCUGGAGCAGGCCAACUGGAUUAUGAGGCUUCUCGUGCCUGUCGCUCGGGAGAUAGGUGGAAGAUGACGGCUAUACCAAAAGACCGCGGUGGAAAGCUCAGCGCGGACGAGUGGAGGACCCCGUACCUUCCUGCGAUACUUUACAUGUAUACGGCUUUCCUGCGCGAUGAGGUCCGAACGGUGGAAGAGGUCCGUGCGGAAUUCAGGACGUACCUUGCUUUGGGACGGGGCUCUUCGUCCGGGAUGACAACCGGUGUGGCCACAACGUUAUACCGUCCCGCUCAGGCGCGAGCACGAGCUGUCCAACCCGCACCGGUGGAGAGAGAAUUCUGGUUUGCGAUGUGCGCACACAUCCACGUGAUCUGCACCUCCAGCGAAUUGUUCAUCGGUGUGGACCCGCGGCCUUUCGACGGCGUGUCAAACGUGGAGCUUCGACGUCGCUGGCUCCAGAAACUGGGCGUGGCUCUGAUGCGGAUUGAGAUCGACACCUUGAAGAACAGCAUUCAGAGGAAGCCCCGGGUUCAUGAAUGUUCCGCUGGGGUUGAUCAGCUCGCGGAUGUGCAAGAGGUGGUAGAGAUGCUGAGGUCCGAGUCGUCGACAACGGAACUCGUGUUCUGGGAGUACCAGGCGCACAGUCCAUGCCCCGGUGUUCCGUGCCUGCCUGUUGGGAUGAUCGAGGGCUCGCCGGGACAUGCGACCUGGUCCGCCCGUCAGGCGAAGCAUUGCCACCGCGUGCUGGCGCACAUGUUGGCCCGGAUGGCGAUCUUCGAGUCUGUGCGGUUUGCCGACGCCGGCUUGAACGCACAGUUGACGGAGCAUCUGCAUUUCUGCCACCAGCGUCUGGGCUGGUUAGCGGCUCAGCUCGAGGGGUAUUCCGCUCCGGUCUAA